CUUUUAAAUGUAAAACCGUAAGUCAGACUUUUUUUCGCUAUUGGAUCCUGAAAAUAGAACCACUCAAGAUAGUAUUUAAAUAUAGUGGUAUUAAUGUACGCAGCGUAUGGGUCACAUUUGGCAUUCACCAUUUCGCAGAAGUGCAACAUAAAAAACAAAGCUAAUCUGCCAAAUAUACCUAUUAGGAGAACUCUGAGCAUGGGUGGAGCUGCCAAAGCUGCUGGUUUAAUUAACGGUGGCCAGCGCGGCUCUUUGCCAACGCAUACACCGUCACCACUACUGUUUCAGUGGCCUCCCAUACCAGUCUCAAUGUACACCAGUAACUUACGUUUAACAAUGAUGAACCAGGAUCCAAAAGACUUGCAUACAGCACGUUUAAUUAUUGGUGAACUUCGAGCCAAGGUUCGAUAUCAGGCAGAGCAUAUAAUGAAAUGGCGCAAAGCAUAUGCUGUACAAGUACAACUACAUUAUCGAUACCAAAAAGAAAAAAGCAGUCAAAUGAAUGCAUUAACAUCUCAACUGUUAUUAUUAGAAUCCCGGCUUAAACGCAAACAGAAGCAAAUUGCACAUUUGUUGAGCUUGCGGGAAGUAACAAUACAGCGACAGCACAAAAUUAUUGACACAUUGUCGACACGUUUAACUGAUAAUGGAUUAGAGACUAUUGAAGUCAACUAUGGUGCAGAUUUGGAUGUAUUGAACGAUUCAGACUCAGCAGUCGUUUUGGAAGAUAUUGAUUCAGACGUUUUCAAUUUAUGGCCACGGCAGAAGAGUAGUGGCAUAAGUACAGCUUCGUACAAUAAUGGAGAUAGUAUCACAAUUGUUCGAUCUAUCUCUGAUGCCAUUGAAACGAAUGUAAAUAGGUAUAGUAGUGGGCGACGUAAUAAUUGUUUUUUGCGACGACCCGAUAUUCUUGAAACUGUUUAUUCUGUCGAAGAAGAUCCGGAGCCACAAUCUGAUGUAGCGGAGAAACGAGAUAAAUUCAAAAAUAGUUCUGAUAAAGCAUUAAGCUCUAGUUUAACUGAAGGACAUAUUGACAACAUAGCAACAAACUCCACAACAUCGUCAGUUACUGCAUCUAACGACAAUGAUAAAACUAAAAAACAAAAUGAUAACUACCUAAAAAGUCACAGCAACACUUGCAACAAUUUAUUGCAACAACAAAAAAGAUCAUCAACUAAAUUGCGACGUACAAAUACCGAAAUUGGUUGUACAGUUUACAGCGUUAUAGUUCCACAGCCGCAAAAAUCCUUAGCAUCAAACGAUGGAACAGAUUAUAGUAAUGAAAUGCAAUGCGUUGGAAAAUCCCAAAUUACUAACUUCAAUUGCGUGAUGGACAAUCAUCGUUCUGUAGAGAAAACAAAAGACGAUAUAUAUAAAUUUACAAACAAAGUCAAAUCGAAGAGUUUAGAGGAACUGCGAGGAAGUCUGGUGGAACAUGAUUGUACUUUAGAUCCAAAUGUAGAUAAUACAGGCUGCUAUGCAUCAAGCCAUAUACCGAAAACAGUACAAUCAUACGCGUGACAAAUACCACAAUCUAGUG
Molecule: messenger RNA, 1540 nt
Organism: Teleopsis dalmanni
Lineage: Eukaryota; Metazoa; Arthropoda; Insecta; Diptera; Diopsidae
Exons: 2
Coding region: 94-1521 (475 amino acids)
Source: RefSeq, a predicted model, not a curated record